Chrysemys picta bellii (western painted turtle) is the source of this 1677-nucleotide messenger RNA. The record is from RefSeq and is a predicted model, not a curated record. Lineage: Eukaryota; Metazoa; Chordata; Testudines; Emydidae.
UAGUCUCUUCUCUGCAGAAGCAGCAGCCAUGGCUGCUGCAAAUCCAGCACAACCGCUCCUAGCUGAACUGACUUGUUCAGUGUGCACAGAUUAUUUUAAAGAUCCAGUGUGUCUAGAUUGUGGGCACAAUUUCUGCCAGGCCUGCAUCACUCAGUGGUGGAAGGGAUUGCAUACAAACUUCCGCUGUCCUGAGUGUAGAGAAACCUUCUCCCAGAGAAACUUCAAACCAAACAGACAGCUGAGGAAUAUUGUAGAAGCUUCCAGAACACUUACAUUGGAGUCAACAAAAGAACCAGAAGUGUGUGAAAAACAUGAGAGCGCUUUAGAUGUUUUCUGCCAAGAGGAUCAAACACCCAUUUGUAUGAUUUGCCACCUGUGCGGAGAUCACAGAGAACACACUGUGGUUCCCAUAGAUGAGGCUGCCAAGGAUUACAAGGACCAAGUUCGGAGCUGUUCGGUGAUUUUGAAGAAAGAGAGAGAAGAGAUUCUGUCAUUUAAAUUGAAUGGGGAAAGUAAAAGCCAGGAACUGCUGAAACAGCUAAAAAGGGAGAGGCAGAAGAUUGUGUCUGAAUUUCAGCAACUGUGCCAGUUUCUGAAGGAACAAAAGCGACUCCUGCUGGCGCAGUUGGAAGAGCUGAAACAGGAAAUUGAAAAGAGGAGGGAUGAGUAUGUUGCCAAACUAUCAGAGGAAAUAUCCUCUUUCAGUUCCCUGAUCAGUGAGAUGGAGCAGAAGUGCCAGCAGCCAGCGAGUGAAUUCCUGCAGGACAUCAAAGGCACCUUGAGCAGAUGCGAGAGGAAGACGUUUCAGAACCCAGUGGCCUUUUCUUCUGAACUGAAAUGGAGAAUCUGGGAAUCUUCUCAAAGAAAUGCCUCUGUGGAGACCAUAAUGAAGAAAUUCAAAGACUGUCUGUCGUCUAGACAGCGGUUGCACAAAGGUAAAUUUCUCGGAUCAAAGGGGGACUACACAGAGUCAUGCAGCACCAGUGAUAUCUCUAUAAAAGCAGGUUUUCUAGUGCUCAGCUCGCUGAUCUCCAACGUGACUCUGGAUCCAAAGACGGCCUAUCCCGACCUCAUCCUGUCUGCAGAUCAGAAAAGUGUGAGAUUAGGACGCACAUGGAGGGCUCUGCCCAACAACCCUGAGAGAUUUGACACUGAGCCCUGUGUGCUGGGCUGUGAGGGAUUCACCUCGGGCCGACAUUACUGGGAGGUGGAGGUGCAGUGGGGGGGAGUCUGUGCUGUGGGGGUGGCCAGAGAGUCUGUGAGCAGGAAGGGACGGAUCCGGGUUAACCCUGAGCAGGGGAUAUGGGCUGUGGAGGGCUGGGGGAAUCAGUACCGGGCUCUCACGUCCCCUGAGCACGGCACCCCCUUGUCCCUGAGCCGGGCACCCAGCAGGAUCCGGGUUUAUCUGGACUAUGAACGGGGGCAGGUGACGUUUUUCGAUGCUGGUAACGAGGACCCGAUCUUCUCUUUCCCACCGGCCUCUUUCGCCAGGGAGAGAAUCCGCCCGUUCUUCCAGGCUGGUGUUAGUGUCCCGGUCUUUGGGGUUCUUGGUACUGUGCGGCUCACACUGAGUCCCUGAGGUGCCCUGUCUGUCCCCAUGAAACAGGCUCCUCUAGACCCCACCCUCCUGAUCUCAAUGACCUGGAGGACUCAGCCAGUCUCCCUCCGCACAGACAG